AGGAAAAGAAUAUUUGAGGUCCAUUUCUAAGGAAAGAAAAGGAAGAAAUGACAGAAUGCCUAGAGUUGAAACCAGUUAAACUGGUAAACAUUGCUAUCUUCAGAAAAUAAGUUAAGGAAUGAGAGGCAAGGAAGAAAGGACAUUCAUCUUGGAAGGACCUAAAGCACUUUGAAAUUUAAAGGAAUGUAAUGAUAGCUGCUAAAACCACCUUUGUCACCAAAAUGGAUGAAGUACUUCAAAUUUAAAUGAUUGAUCACACUUACAAAAGCUGCUAUGAAACAGAGGGGAGGUGAAAACUAACAGAUGAAAAUUUUGCCAUGCACUGAAAGGAAAGCAUUGUCUGUGAAGUUCUAUAUUUAAAAAUGUCUGCUUGUAACACCUUUACUGAACACGUUUGGAAACCUGGUGAAUGCAAGAACUGCUUUAAACCUAAAAGCUUACACCAGCUCCCCCCAGACCCUGAAAAGGCACCCAUCACCCAUGGCAAUAAAACUAAUGCCAACCAUAGUAACAACCACCGAAUCAGGAACACCGGAAAUUUCCGGCCUCCUGUGGCUAAAAAGCCAACUAUAGCUGUGAAGCCCACUAUGAUGGUGGCAGAUGGGCAAAGUGUGUGUGGAGAGCUUAGUAUCCAAGAACACUGUGAGAACAAACCUGUCAUCAUAGGAUGGAAUCGAAACAGAAUGGCCUUGAAUAAGAAACCACUUAACAAUAAUAAUGAAGAUGAUACUGAAGGAUUUAGCCAUGUUCCUAAGCCUUAUGACAAUAAUGAUAGUGCAAAGAAGGUAUCAAAUAACAAUAAUGGACUAACUGAAGUGUUGAAGGAGAUAGCAGGCUUAGAUACCACCCCUCAGGUAAAAGGAAAUGAAACAAACUCCAGAGAAACCUUCUUAGGAAGAAUAAAUGAUUGCUAUAAGCGAUCACUGGAAAGAAAGCUUCCGCCAAGUUGCAUGAUGGGCGGGAUAAGGGAUACUCAGGGCAAGCAUGUUAUUCUGAGUGGAAGCACAGAAGUGAUCAGUAAUGAAGGAGGCCGAUUCUGUUACCCAGAGUUUUCUAGUGGCGAAGAGAGUGAGGAAGAUGCGCUUUUCAGUAACAUGGAGGAGGAGCAUGAGAGCUGGGAUGAGAGUGAUGAAGAGCUGCUGGCCAUGGAGAUUCGUAUGAGAGGGCAACCUCGCUUUGCCAACUUUAGGGCAAACACUUUGUCUCCUGUUCGAUUCUUUGUGGACAAAAAAUGGAAUACUGUCCCCCUGCGAAAUAAAUCUCUGCAGAGAAUCUGUGCUGUCGACUAUGAUGACAGUUAUGAUGAAAUCCUGAAUGGUUAUGAAGAGAAUUCCGUGGUCUCCUAUGGACCAGGAAGCAUUCAGAGCAUGGUGUCAUCUGACUCCACAUCCCCAGAUUCCUCUUUAACAGAAGAAUCACGGUCCGAGACAGCCAGUAGUUUAUCCCAGAAGGUUUGUAAUGGGGGACUAUCUCCCGGUAACCUGGGGGAUUCUAAGGACAUGAAGGAAAGUGAGCCCAAUUGUGAAAGCCCCAGUGGUAAUAAUCAGGAGAAGGCCUCAGCACAAGCAUCCAAAAGCUCAGUAAAAGUUCCAGAGACACACAAAGCGGUCCUUGCUCUCCGAUUAGAAGAGAAAGAUGGCAAGAUUGCUGUUCAGACUGAGAAGCAAGAAAGUAAAGCCUCUACAGAUAUUGCUGGGCAAGCAGUAACCAUAAACCUCGUUCCUGUAGAAGAGCAAGCAAAGCCCUACCGAGUAGUGAAUCUGGAGCAGCCAUUGUGCAAGCCUUACACUGUCGUGGAUGUGUCAGCAGCCAUGGCCAGUGAGCACCUCGAGGGCCCCGUUACCAGCCCCAAAACGAAGAGCUCAUCUUCUACUCCUAACUCUCCAGUGACAUCCCCUGUGUUGACAUCAGGACAAGUAAGUGCCCAUUUCCAAAAAUCCAGUGCAAUCCGCUACCAGGAAGUCUGGACUUCCAGUACCAGUCCACGACAGAAGAUACCUAAAGUAGAAUUAAUUAGCGGUGGGGCCGGACCAAAUGUCCCUCCAAGGAAAAACUGUCACAAAUCAGCACCUACUUCACCCACAGCUACAAACAUUUCCUCCAAAACUAUCCCUGUUAAGUCACCUAAUUUGUCUGAAAUAAAAUUUAAUAGUUAUAACAAUGCUGGUAUGCCACCUUUUCCAAUUAUCAUUCAUGAUGAGCCAACUUAUGCUCGGAGCUCCAAAAAUGCUAUCAAAGUUCCCAUUGUAAUCAAUCCAAAUGCAUAUGACAAUCUAGCCAUUUACAAAAGUUUUCUCGGAACAAGUGGAGAACUUUCAGUGAAGGAAAAAACCACAAGUGUAAUAAGCCAUACUUAUGAAGAAAUAGAAACUGAAAGCAAAGUGUCUGAUAACACCACUAACAAACCCACUGAAUGUCCCCAAGCUAAAGGGUUUUCAAACAGCACAGAGCGUAAAAGGGGCUCAGUGGCUCAGAAGGUUCAGGAGUUUAACAGCUGUCUUAACAGAGGUCAGUCUUCACCGCAGAGAAGCUAUAGUUCCAGCCACAGCUCCCCAACAAAGCCCCAGAGAACCACUCAAGAACCUGUGGCCAAAACAGAAAGCACUCAGGAGUCUCAGGUCGUGAGCAACAGCAGCAGCACCAGGGAGAAAGCGAGCACAGUGCUUUCUCAGAUUGUAGCUUCUAUCCAACCCCCACAGUCUCCUCCAGAAAUGCCCCAGUCUGGCCCUAAAGCUUGCAGCGUGGAAGAGCUUUAUGCAGUUCCUCCCGAUGCCAGUGUUGCUAAGAGCACACCUAAGAGCACACCGGCCCGGCCCAAAUCUCUCUUCACAUCCCAGCCCAGUAGUGAGACUGAAGCAGCACCUCAGACCACAGAAAGUCCUACCACCAAAGUACAGAAAGAUCCACUCAUGAAGCCAGUCACCACUCCCCCCUCCAAAUUAGUGACUAACCCCCCAAAUGAGCCACCACCUCCCUUUCCCCCACCACGCUCUACAUCCUCCCCUUACCACGCAAGUAACCUUUUGCAGAGGCAUUUCACCAACUGGACCAAGCCAACCAGCCCUACCAGGUCCACAGAAGCUGAAUCAGUUCUGCACUCAGAAGGCAGCAGACGGGCAGCUGAUGCAAAACCUAAACGCUGGAUAUCAUUUAAAAGUUUCUUCCGCCGUCGGAAAACAGAUGAGGAAGAAGACAAAGAGAAAGACCGAGAGAAAGGGAAGCUGGUGGGCCUGGAUGGCACGGUCAUCCACAUGCUGCCCCCUCCUCCAGUUCAGCGCCACCACUGGUUCACAGAAGCAAAGGGGGAGUCCAACGAGAAGCCAGCCAUUGUCUUCAUGUACAGGUGUGACCCUGCCCAAGGCCAGCUCAGUGUGGAUCAGGGCAAAGCCAGGGCAGAGCAGUCAGCAGUCACAGAGAGGAGUGGAAUGGAGGAUGGGUUACUACAGGACUCAGAGAAGAAGAAAAGAAGUCAUUCUUCUCCAUCACAGAUACCUAAGAAAAUUCUCAGUCAUGUGACCCACGAAGUGACGGAGGAUUUUUCUCCUCGGGAUCCAAGAACUGCUGUUGUGAAGCAAGAUGGUGGGGGCUGCACAUCAGUCACAACAGCAUUGCCCCUACCUGAACUGGAAAGGGAAGAGGAAAAAGAAGACAUUUCAGAUCCUAUGGACCUGAAUCCCUGUAGUGCAACAUAUAGCAACUUAGGGCAGUCUCGAGCAGCCAUGAUACCUCCCAAGCAUCCACGGCAACCUAAGGGAGCUUUGGAUGAUGCCAUUGCCUUCGGUGGGAAAACAGACCAAGAAGCACCUAAUGCUUCUCAACCUACACCACCCCCACUGCCAAAGAAAAUGAUCAUAAGAGCCAAUACAGAGCCAAUCUCCAAAGACCUCCAGAAAUCCCUAGAAACUACUCUUUGUGUCAUGGCUAAUCCUACCUAUGAUAUUGACCCCAACUGGGAUGCCAGUAGCGCUGGCUCUUCAAUCAGUUAUGAACUCAAGGGACUGGAUAUUGAGUCUUAUGACUCCUUGGAGAGACCUUUGCACAAGGAGAGACCUGUGCCCUCUGCAGCAAACAGCAUCUCCAGCUUAACCACUCUCAGUAUUAAGGACAGAUUUUCCAAUAGCACAGAGUCCCUGUCCAGCCGGCGUGGUCCCUCUUGCAGGCAGGGCAGAGGCAUCCAGAAGCCACAGAGACAAGCACUUUAUCGAGGACUUGAGAAUCGUGAAGAAGUGGUGGGUAAAAUCCGAAGCCUUCAUGCAGAUGCCUUGAAAAAACUGGCUAUUAAAUGUGAAGACCUCUUCAUGGCUGGGCAGAAAGAUCAGCUCCGUUUUGGGGUGGACAGCUGGUCAGACUUCAGGCUAACCAGUGACAAGCCUUGUUGUGAGGCAGGUGAUGCCGUUUACUACACAGCUUCAUAUGCAAAAGAUCCACUUAAUAACUAUGCAGUCAAGAUCUGUAAGAGCAAAGCUAAAGAAUCACAGCAGUAUUAUCACAGCUUGGCUGUCCGGCAGAGUCUGGCUGUCCAUUUUAACAUCCAGCAGGACUGUGGUCACUUCCUGGCUGAAGUUCCCAAACGUCUGCUUCCCUGGGAGGAUCCUGAUGCCCCAGGGGAGGAAGAGGAGGAAAUGGAAGCAGCAGAAGAGGUGAAAGGAGAAACUGAUGGGGAAAACCCAGAGCCCAGCUCUGAAGCAGAGUCAUCCCACAAAGAAAGCCAGGCGGUCAUUAGCAGGAAGCAGAGAAGCCACGUUGUGGUCAUCACCAGAGAGGUUCCUUGUCUCACCGUGGCCGACUUUGUGCGAGACUCUCUGGCACAGCAUGGGAAGAACCCUGACACGUAUGAGAGGCAAGUGUGUCUGUUGCUCUUACAACUGUGCUCCGGCCUGGAGCACCUCAAACCCUACCAUGUCACUCACUGCGAUCUACGUCUGGAGAACCUGCUGCUUGUCCACUACCAACCCGGGGGCACCAGCCAGGGCCCUGGGCCUGUGGAGCCCGGGCCCACCUCAUCCUGUCCCACAAGGCUCAUAGUAAGCAACUUCUCUCAAGCCAAGCAGAAGAGCCAUCUGGUGGACCCCGAGAUCCUCCGGGACCAGUCCCGCCUCGCCCCAGAGAUCAUCACAGCCACCCAGUAUAAAAAGUGUGACGAGUUCCAGACAGGCAUCCUCAUCUAUGAGAUGCUGCACCUGCCCAAUCCCUUCGAUGAGAACCCAGAGCUGAAGGAGAAGGAAUACACUCGAGCAGACCUGCCUCGCAUCCCACUCCGCUCCCCCUAUUCCCGGGGCCUGCAGCAGCUGGCCAGCUGCCUCCUGAACCCCAACCCUUCUGAGCGGAUCCUCAUUUCAGAUGCCAAGGGCAUCCUGCAGUGUCUGCUCUGGGGCCCCCGGGAGGAUCUCUUCCAGACUUUCACCGCCUCCCCCAGCCCAGUGCAGAGGAACGCCCUGCUCCAAAACUGGCUAGACAUCAAGCGAACACUGCUCAUGAUCAAGUUUGCUGAGAAGUCCCUGGACAGGGAGGGGGGAGUCAGCCUUGAGGACUGGCUUUGUGCUCAGUAUUUGGCUUUUGCUACUCCAGACUCCCUCAGCUGUAUUGUGAAAAUCCUGCAGCCCCGUUAACAUAUCCCAGUUACUGCUUUUACUUCAUCGUUACCUUCUUCAAGUCGCCCACACACUCCCCCUUCUUGGUACUCACACAGAAUUCAAAGCAAGAAGAAAGAUAAGCCUUCCAUCCCCAUCUGUGAACAAAUGAGUCCACUCAGAAAGGGAAUCCUCAGCUCCAAAUCCAACGAGACGCCGAGUCCAUCUUUACUUUGUGGAAAGUCAACUGCACCCAUGAGCAGCUGCCUUGCAUUGGCGUACCUUCCGCCGUAACUGUCCCAAAAUGCAGGAAAAAAAUGAAGACACAUCCUUGAAGGGACAGCUCCUUUAGUAUGAACUCAGUGAGCUGGAUCCGGUUCCUCCAUACUUUUGAAUAUCACCUGUCUUUUUAACACCGUGUGUUUAUUCUCACUAGCAAUAGACAGAUUUAACCAGUUCUUAUUAUCAUCCACUAAGCUCUCAUGACAGAUCUUCUUCCUUUAAAGGAUCAGUAACUGACUCUCUUACCAGACAGAACUGCCAUCCUUAGGAUCAGCCCAGUUUGGGUUCCGGGGACUAUGCCCUUUGUUGCAGCAGACGAGUAGAAAGACAAGGAGGGAUCCCAUCCCUUGGGUCACAAGCCCAUUUUCAUUUCUGUCAUCCAUAAGUGUGUGCACUGCAUGGAGGAUGGCCCUAAAAGUCUCCCCUCUGCUGCCACUGCCUGAUUCCCCUUCACCUCUACUCUGUCCAUACUUGCCAUGAAGUUUGGGUUUAUCGGCCACUUGUGGCCCAUUACAGAGCUGACCCAAGGUGGUAUCACCAGUGCCUCAUCAGAGUGGAGUGCAGCUCAAAUCUUAUAAAUAGCUGGCAGGACAAAAGGAGAUGAUUUUCCUGCAUGUGCAAUUCUCUAGGGGCUAUCGGGGAACAGAGUUGAAAGUACCGUUCUUUGGUUACUGUCAGAGCUGUCAGCAUCAGCAGCCUGGGCUGGCGGUGCCCAGAUCACAGUUUCCCCCUAAGCAGUAAUUGGCCAGUUUCCAUCUAUCAGUAGCCGGUGUUAACUCGUCUACCAAAUGCUGUAGACCACAGCCCUGAAUGAAAAGGCUGUCAGUUGAGCCCUAAUAUCUCCUUAGAGGGCAUGACGCGGCUGACUGUUAGGAUGGCCAGAAGGCAGGGGAGCGGGGAGGAGGCCACUGAUCAGACUGCUGAGCUCCUCCUCACAGUGCUGACCUUUCCUAGAGAGACUGCCUCGCCGUUGCACGGGCACAUUGGUCCUGAUGACUCUGAAAUGGCUCUGGAGGACAGUUCACAGGGAGUUUUGAUUGCCAAGGUGGGUGGCUGAGAGCUGUUCACUGUACGUGGGGUCUGUGCUCCUCUCGUAUGGAUAUAUGUGCAAUUUUUGUAUGUAUUUUUUAGCUGUAUAUACAAUGUUUAUGUUGCAACUUCACCUGAAGCAAUAUCCACAGAAACCCUCCCCUUCUUCCCUUGGCACAUAUUUGCGCUGGGAGACGAGAGUGUUCCUUCCACCGAAUGUGUGUGUGUGUAUGUGUGUGUGUGUGUGUGUGAGAGAGAGAGAGAGAGAGCGAGAGAGAGAGAGAGAGAGAGAGAGAGAGUGAUUCAAAACUGUGAGUAUCUGUUUACUUCAACCUUGAAAUCCCAAGAGUCACUCGGACAGUGUGAGUGUGUGUACACGUGUGUGCCCGUGUGUGCACAUGCAUGCUGGAAGUGAGGCCAGGCCUCUGGGGGAGCAACCUGUGGCAGGGUUGAUAGACACGGUCUAUCUCUGCACCUCAAUGGUGAGACAGCCCUGGGCCCCUCAUCUACUGGUGUAGAGUUUAUUAAAGCCAAGACUGGUUGUGCAGUAUUACUUAGAUAGCACGUUAGUGGCCUUUUGGAAAUUUCUAAAUGUUUAACAUUAACAGCCUUUCAUGUGAUUCACCUAUAUCAAAGAGGAUCAGGAAAGGAGAAUGUAUUUUAUUGUGCUCUUCUUUGUUUCUUUUUUUAUUUUUUUCAAGAGAAUGGAACAUACGAGGCUCCAUGUGGAGGAUGUCCCUGUCCUCCAGGCCAGCAGUACAGGACUUCCAGGGAAGAGAGCCGAUUGGCCCACAAAGAGUCUUGCCUCCUCUCGCCUGGGUGCAAGGCUCUGCCCCUAGGAAUGGCCACAGGGUGGGCGUGCCGCUGCAGGCCAGCAGUCCACUCUCUCUCGGUGUCCUGUGACAUGGCUGCUCCUUGCCUCUUGGUUCACCUUAGCAUAGCCCAUGUGCACAUAACUCCCUGCCUAAUUAUACACUGAAGUGGCAGCACACAGACCACUGACCCUGUCAUCCAGCAUGUUCCCUUAGCAGUCCCCCACCCCCCGACCCGCCUCCAUGGUUUGCAUAUUGAGACACUUUCUCAAUGUCACUCUUGUGGUGCCUUCCCAUGUAAAUUUGAAUGUUGACUAUUUAAUGAGGUUUCAUAUUUAAUGAAGAAUGUUUCCCAGUCCCUCUAUUUGUUCUCUUGGUAUCUUCUUCCCCCUACCCCCACCCCUUUUUUUCCUGUGUCUGUUUUGACUUGGAUCCAGCCUUCUUCAUUUUAACUCUAUGGUAUUAUAAGCAUGGACACCCUCCUCAACCAUGAUCUUAUAGCACUGGCAAACCAAGCACCUCUUCACAUCAGACGUGCUUAGUACUGUUUUUAUAUUCAGAUUCGUUAAGGGCAACAGGUGAAUGCCAGCUAGUGAGACGAAGAACACAGCCUUCCCCGAGACUGAGUGGCUGGAUUAAUAGUUCUCUGAGGGAGGCCAAGGAAGGUAAAGCGGGGAGGGAAGAAGAUGUUACAGGUUAGAGCAGAAUAGACAAGGUAACCAUUUUUCUAGGCAAGAAAUAUUACAUCAGAUGGUCCUCAGAAUAUUUUUCCAAAAUAAUGAAAUUCAGUCUAAUAUUAUCACAAACAUUUUACAUUUCUAUUUUAAUUAUAGUGGAACUUUGAAUUUACUCAUCAACUGGAAAGAAAGCCUACCCUCAGACACAGACAUACAUAACAUAUUUAUGUACAAAUAUGUAUGUGUAUAUAUAUAUAUGAGGUUUUUGAAUUGUGACUAGCAUAGCACUUUAAAUUUUCUCAAAGAACAUCAAGUUAUUGUCUUCAGUACUGAAUGGAUUUUUCUCUUUCACUGACGUCUUUACUAUAGAUUCUUCCAUUUAUAUUGAGAAUUUGAACAAUUAAGCCACUUUUGGAACUUUUCCUUCAGCCGUAUGAGCAAGAAUAGCCUCUCGUAUGCAUUUGGGUACCAGAGAUACAGGACAGUGGCUAGAGUAGCCACCACCAAGUCUGAAUGUAUAGCAGAGUGCCUUGUCAGCAUGAUAACCUCGUGUGGGGAGGAAGAGAAUUAGACGUUCCACAGGGAAGACCAGGGCUGAGAAGUCUCCCUUGCCAGCCUGAGGAAAGCCCCGUUGGUACAUGCACGCUAGCGUGAUGUGCAAAAGCCAGUUCAUCAACAAUAACAACAGGAUGGGGAAAAGAGCAGUUGAAACCUGUGGAAUCAACAACAAAAGACUCCUGCAGGUCCACCAACCCCUAGGCUAAGUUAAAAUCAGAAGCUAAGAAUGUGGCGUGGGUUUCAAGUUUUGCCCUGAGAAGAUAAACCGGCUGAAGUAUGUGGGGGGGGGCACAAGCACCCACACUCCUUAACCUGCUGAUGUUGAGAGGGUUAAAGUAAAACCUGUUUGUUAGGAUUUUGAGACUGUGUAGCCUUUCAUUGUCAGUGGGGGCCAGUUAGGCUUCCACACUCAGAGUAAGUUUGUGAAAGUGGAAAACUUAAGCCAAGAGAUCUGAACCUCUAGAAAUAUUAAUGAUAUUUCUAGGGUUUGACUGCCUAAAAUUGUAUUUUAAAGCUUUCUAGCAUUGUAAAAUUUGAGUGAAAGCUCUUUGGGGACUACUAAACAAGUAAGGCAUCAAAGGAUGCACUCGGCUUCCCAAAUUUGAGUUAAGAAUACUUUGGUGCUGGGAAGUAGCCUGACUUGUUUUGCUGAUAAUCUGCAACUAGGAUUGUCCCCUAGAUGUUAACAGCAGGGAUCUGGAAAAAAAAAAAAUACAGGCUGGUUCUGGAAAUUGGGGUGGACUUAGGCUACUGCACUUAGGAUACUUGGAGUGGGGAGAGGAACUUGAUUCUCUGGGCCAGCUCUGACAUGCUUUUAUUCCCCCCACUAGUUGAUAACGAAUAAAAAUUUUGGUUCAGACUAAUGAGUGAACAGGAUGACUGCCCACGAAACCGGGUCGUUAGUUUUACCUCAUUGAAGCUCAUAUUCUCAAAGGCCCAAAGUGCUGUGCCGAGACAAAUCCAAGCGCCACCCUUGCUGAAGUGUGCACUGCAGCCCAGCUGUGUGUGCUGACAGCAGCACCAAAAGUGAGGAUUCCAUGGACCAAAAAAGAUGCCACAGGGGCCGCCACAAGAUGUGUAAUGCAAGAUCCUAGAUAGAGAUAUACCAAAGAAAUCAAGCCUUUUUGUCUUCAUGAUUCUAAGGUGAUGAGGUUGAGUUACGAGAGAUGCCAAGGGAGGAGCAUUCACAUGCAUUCCACAUCCAGGUAUUCAGCUGAUGAAGUACUCCAGUCUCCAAAAAGCACCUGUUUUUUGAAAAAACAAGUCCAUUAUGUGUAUUGGGGGGGAAAAGAUGAUGAUGAUGAAGACAAAGAAGAAGAAGAAGAAAACCUUGGGCAGAUUAUAGAGUUCCCCAGUAUUUAAGGAGGAGGAACUAUUUCCUCCCUCCUUGGUGUGAUUGUGACUGUUGCCUGGGCUUCAGCUUGGGAAAUCAUAUCUAUGUCAUUAAGAGCUGAGGAGUUUUUUUUUUUUUUUUAAAGAGAUGUGGUAGUUUCAAUAGGUUUAUUUAAAAAACACUUGGGAAAUUUCUUAACAAAUUGUAAUAGUUUUUAUAAACCUUCCUACCCAGGUGUUUACCACUCAUCAUCACCAUAUUUUAAUAUUUAUAAGUGCCCAGAAUGUACAAGGUGCUAUACAGCUGUUAAACACCCCCUCUCUGCAGCUGUGUGAAAUUAGAGUAGGUUUUUGCAUCAGCCACUGCUAGCAACUUUCCCCACCAGGGUAGGCCGCAGGGGCUCGCAUCCUGGAUGUCCGUCACAUUUCCCACUCCAGAGAGCCUCCUCAUUGAUCUAGCUUCUUACCUUUACCCAUCCACUCGCCUCCAUGGUUUGGUUUUGUUUUUUUUUAAAAAUCAAGAAAGUUUCAGGGAAUCAAAAGAGGUCGGACAUUUUUUAACCUAGCAGAAGUACAGAGUCAUAUAUUUUGCUACAAAUCUUAUAGUAUGGGAAAUCCACUUUGCCCGUAUAGUGUGUGGAAAGUAUGUGUGUGUGUCUGCGCUCAUGAUAACUUGAAUGUCGAACCAGCCCUAAUGGCUUCAGGGUAGCAUCUUUGAAAGAUAAACCACACGGCUUCAGGAAACUUUCUCCAAAUACUACUUGGUUAUCCGUUCCCGUACCAGUUUUAAAGGGUGUUGAGGGUGAACACACUGGGAUGGGAUAUUCUGUUGAUGACAUGCCGGGCAUUUUGGCGUGAGAUGAGGGCAGAAGCAAGAUGUUGUCCUUCUGUGAUUUGACGCGUGGCAGUCCUCAUUCCACACUCUCUUUCAUUCCCCAUGGUUCUGCCCAUACUCUCUUUUUGAAACUCUUGUUUCUUUUGCUCACCUCUCUUCUUACAUAUUUUAGCGUUUUAUAAAUCUACCAAUGAAAGGUCCCCUCUGUCACCAGGUGGCACCACCCUUUGGUUUGCUGUGGUACUUUGCUGUGUUCUCUGUGGCAUCAUGUUACUGUGUAAAUAAAUUCAUUUUCAUAUACACUAAAA
Molecule: messenger RNA, 11403 nt
Organism: Phacochoerus africanus (Common warthog)
Lineage: Eukaryota; Metazoa; Chordata; Mammalia; Artiodactyla; Suidae
Gene: PEAK1
Product: pseudopodium enriched atypical kinase 1
Exons: 6
Coding region: 363-5609 (1748 amino acids)
Biological process (GO): protein phosphorylation
Cellular component (GO): focal adhesion; actin cytoskeleton
Molecular function (GO): ATP binding; protein kinase activity
Source: RefSeq, a predicted model, not a curated record